Messenger RNA from Fusarium sp. VM40, 966 nucleotides. NCBI's taxonomy places the organism in Eukaryota, Fungi, Ascomycota, Sordariomycetes, Hypocreales, Nectriaceae. The record is from the annotation of a GenBank genome assembly.
AUGACUCUAGAUCGUUAUUCCUACAAUGGCCCUAUAGACCACACCAUCACCCCAAAACUGGAAAAUGUAAAGGGAAAGUCAGUCAUCGUUACUGGAGGCGCUAAUGGUAUGGGCGAAGCUUUUGUGCGAGACUUCGUCGCUGCUGGCGCCUACGUGACCUUUGCCGACGUUAACGAGAAGCGUGGCCAAGCAAUUGAGUCUGAACUCAAUGUCAAUGCGACGGCGUGCACUUUCGUGAAAUGCGAUAUCACAGAUUGGGAUCAGCAAAAGGCGGUCUUUGACAAAGCCAAGAGCCAGAGCCCAAGCAACAGUGUCGAUAUUGUUAUUGCAAAUGCUGGUAUCAGCCGUAGCUCUGGCGACAGUCUGUGGAACUUGGAUGAUCCUAAUGGUGAGCCAACAAAACCGGAUUUGAACAUUGUCCGCGUCAAUAUAGAUGGGACAUUCUAUACGUGGAAACUAGCAGUUCACUAUUUUCGCAAGCAGCCAGUGGAUGAAGAACGAGAUCGCUGUUUCAUCAUUACAGGCAGUAUGGUUGCAUGGAUAGAUUCUCCAGGAAAUUGGGAGUAUACAGCUACGAAAUAUGGUUUGCGAGGAUUCAUGAGAACGGCUCGACGAUCAAGCCACGAGCAAAACAUACGUAUUAACUACGUUGCUCCAUGCUGGAUAAAGAGUGCUAUCCGGACGGCAGAGUACGAGAAAUGGCUCAUUGACAAUGGAGUCGAGUUUGGCGAGCAGAAAGAUGUCUCGACCUGCAUGUUACGAAUUGCUACUGAUAAGUCUAUCAAUGGUCGAUCCUUAAUGAUAACACCUCGAACUGUUGCGAAAGAGGGAUUUGUAGAUAUCGACAGGGAAGAUUACAAAGACACUCCGGAGGACGAGUACCUAAAGAAAGUACAAGCCUCUCAACUAGUCAUCAUUCAAGACAAGUGGUUGGACGACUACAAGGUCAGGAUAUAUAAAGAUUAG